GCCGGACGCCACGCGGGCCGAGACGGCCGCGCUGCUGCGCGAGGCGAUCCUGCUGAAGCUGGAGGAGGACGAGCUGCAGUCGACGAGCCGGGAGCUCCGCAGCCGGCUGGCGGCAGAGCGCGGCGAGAUCGGGCGGCUGCGCGACACCAUCCAGGAGAUGGAGACCCUCUACAAGUACAGAACGUACUCUGUGGACAGCAGCGACGACCCAUCUGGCGAGGACAGCGACGAUAGCGACACGGAGGAGGACCUGGUGAAGCAGCUGCUGGAGAUCGCCCGGCACAACCAGCAGUUGGAGGCUAAGAACGCCCAGCUGGUGCGCGCCAUCCACGAGGAACGGCGCUGUUGCCAGAAGCGGCGCGCCCAGAUCAGGUACCUGGAGCUGCAGGCUACCGUCGGCGGCCGCGGCCCGGACUGACCCCAGGUUACGGCUGGGGUCGGCCCGGACUGACCCCAGCUCACGGCUGGGGUCGGCCCGGCCUGAUCCCAGGUCACGGCUGGAGUCGGCCCAGACGGACCCCUGAUCACGGCUGGAGUCGCCCCGGCCUGACCCGGCAGCGGGUCAGGUGUCCUCGACCGGGGCAGACCGGCUCGCCGGGGCAGAGUGCCGCGAGCGCAUGGGCAGAGUGCCGCGAGCGUCUGGGUAAAGUGCCGCGAGUGCCGGGGCGGAGUGCCGCGUCUCGGCUGCCGCCGCCAGUCCGGCCGGCCCCGAGUCACAGACUCUGAGGCGGGCGGCCGAGGCCCGCCGGAUCGGCGAGAUGGGGGCGGCGCUCACGGCACGCGUCGGGCCCAGCUGUACCGUGGAGGUUUAGAGUUGUGUACUCGCGCAGCCGUGUCGACCAUGUAGCGUUAGUGGAGCGCAGAUAUAUUUGUUUAUUUGUUUUUUUUUAUUUUAUCGCCAACAGAGUAGUACUCCAAUAACAGGCGAAGUCGUUUAAAUAAAACACAGUAAACACACA
Molecule: messenger RNA, 959 nt
Organism: Pollicipes pollicipes
Lineage: Eukaryota; Metazoa; Arthropoda; Thecostraca; Pollicipedomorpha; Pollicipedidae
Product: ralA-binding protein 1
Exons: 3
Coding region: 158-418 (86 amino acids)
Source: RefSeq, a predicted model, not a curated record